AUGACACCAGAAGAUAAAGUGUAUACAAAUUUGACUCCAAUCGAUCAACUACCAGAACCACCAGCAUUGGGCAUCCAGUAUAAUGAUGUAGAUGAUGAUCCAUAUGAUGGCAUACCAUAUUCCAAAUCUGAUGUGAAAAAUAAUGAAACUCUACAAGAAAACAUACCAUCAACCUCAAGAGAGUUGCCUGAUCAUAAUGAAGAUUUAAUCAUUGGUGCCUUAGAACAAAGGACAAAUAACAAUUUGUUUGAUUUUUUAACAUCGUCAGCUGUAACUUCAGAUGAUUCUCUGCAAGAAAGUUUUAUAGUUGGUGAAGAUGAAAAUAUUUCUGUACUUCCAUUUCAAAAUGAUAUUGACAAGAAAUCUUCUUCAAACGUAUGCUGUUGUGAAAAACUAGAUGUUUUGAUUUCUAUGAUUGGAAAAAGAUCUAAUAGAGAUACUCAAAUUAUGACACAAUUAAUGAACUUGAAUGGAUCUAAUACUAGAAUCACUGCUGCUCUUCAGCGCUUGGAUGACAAGGUGCAGAAAAUAAUGACUGCUGACAAUAGAAUUCGUGCCUUAGCAACACCAACGCCAACGAUUCCAUCACCUAUCUUUGACUUACUGCCAGUCAAAAGUAUUGAAGAUAUAGCUGUAGUAGAGGAAUUAUUAACACCAACUGCAGAAAAUAAUGCUUUACAGUAUAAAGAAGAACUGAAAACAUUCCUGUAUAUUAAGUAUGGUAACCUACAUCUAAGUGCAGCAAUAAGAGGUUCAAUAGAUGCAUGUUUCUACAAUGAGGUACUAUGCMAUUAUAGCUAUCGGGGAAAAAUAAAAAAAUUUUGAUGUGCUGGAAAUCUGGAAUUAUACAAUGUAAUACGUGAGGCUUUAUCUGGUUUAAUAAAAACGGCGUCGGAUGAAACAACAUUUCAUAAAGUUGUAGACAAUUACUUAAGACAUGCA
Molecule: messenger RNA, 942 nt
Organism: Diuraphis noxia (Russian wheat aphid)
Lineage: Eukaryota; Metazoa; Arthropoda; Insecta; Hemiptera; Aphididae
Source: RefSeq, a predicted model, not a curated record